This is a messenger RNA of Prunus armeniaca (apricot), 357 nucleotides long. The record is from the annotation of a GenBank genome assembly. Lineage: Eukaryota; Viridiplantae; Streptophyta; Magnoliopsida; Rosales; Rosaceae.
AUGGGGCCGGUCCUUCGGUGGAGUGAUGUGAAAGAGUCGCGGCUUAGUUGUCUAUGGGUAAAGAGGGCAUUUACCCUUGCUGAGCCUAGAUUGGACUGGGGCGCUGUGGUGAGAGGGCACGGGCUGGUUCGGUUGGAUAUGCUCAACAUCUUGGGUAACGUCAUGCUAGGAGCCCUGGGCCUGAGACUUCUCCCAGUUACGCUUCAAGGUCAACUUAGAGAGCAGUGGAUUGUCUUCAGCAGUGGAGAAGAUGAGGACCUUCGACAAGAGGCUAGCCUGCAGAAGAUAAAGUGGGAGAAGCAAUCGUUAAGCUUCGGACAUCGGUGUGGUGCCGGCCAAAGGCUCUCCAAUGCUUAA